AUGCAGGUGACCUUGGAGCAGCACGGAGAGGACAGUGAAGAUCCACCCAUGGCUGGUGUCCUGUGCACAGAUUCACAAGGACUUAAUCUGGGCUGCUGUGGGACCCUGUCAGAUAGGUAUGCUGGGGUGAUACCUGUUCUAGCCCAGCAAGCAACUAAGCUAAACUCAGACCCCACCGACACUCCUGUGGGCUGUCUAGAAUCAGAUAAUGGGACUGUUAUGAUCCAGAGACAUGAUGGCAUCACUUUGGCAGUGAACAAAAUGGCCUCGUGA
Pteronotus mesoamericanus is the source of this 273-nucleotide messenger RNA. RefSeq names its product ragulator complex protein LAMTOR5-like. Gene Ontology annotation, biological process: positive regulation of TORC1 signaling; cellular response to amino acid stimulus. The record is from RefSeq and is a predicted model, not a curated record. The transcript has a single exon. Lineage: Eukaryota; Metazoa; Chordata; Mammalia; Chiroptera; Mormoopidae. Gene Ontology annotation, cellular component: lysosome; cytoplasm; Ragulator complex. Bases 1 to 273 code for a protein of 90 amino acids. Gene Ontology annotation, molecular function: guanyl-nucleotide exchange factor activity.